AUUCAUACUUUGAUGGCAAUCAUCUCUCCGGAUAGUAUAAAAAGAUGACCAAAUGUACAUUCGAACAAGGUAAAUGGUAAACUCCUACUGCCAACAUGGCGCCAAAGGGUAAAGCGGGUAGCUCUACCUCUCGAAACACACAAAAAGGUAAAUCCACUUCAAAGCCCAAAAUUGGCCUGGCACUGGUCACAGAAUCACCUGCUAGGCCAUUGACAAGCUUUACUGGGUUUGAAAAAUCGCCACAAAGCAAGUUAGAUUUCAAAGCAUCUAAUGAUAAUGCUGAAGCUUCAGGAAGUAUAGGAAGGGAUGCCAUCAAAGAUGCCUCGUCCAGGCAGAAAGAGUCCAGACCGAAGCGGGAUCAGUCAAUACAGGAUGAUCAAAUGUGGAUCGAUCGAUAUACCCCUAGAAGCAAAGCUGAGUUGGCUGUGCACAAGAAAAAGAUUGAGCAGGUAGAAGGUUGGCUGCGAGAGGCCUUAGAUGGAUCUCAAAAGAUUCGCAAGUAUAGAAGGCUUCUCGUGCUAAGUGGUCCUGCUGGUAGUGGAAAGUCUGCAUUGGUCAGAACAUUAUCUACAAGUGAAGAAAUGAAUUAUGAAAUCCUCGAAUGGAGAAGCGAUGGCCGACAGAAUCUUCAAGGGCUUUCCAGUUGGGACAACGGGCGGGCUUAUGCAGGUCUCGAAUCCCCAGGCGAUGCUGGUCCAUCACAGGAAAAUCGCUUUUCGGCAUUUCUCUCUCAAUCUUCUCGCUUCAGUACCCUCACGAUUGGACAAGAAGAUUCUCAAGAUGACAUGCAUUCUACUUCCACUCCAUCAAAAAGAAUCGAUCGUCGGAUCAUAUUGAUUGAUGAUCUGCCCAAUCUUCAGUAUGAGCCUGCACGUCUCGAAUUUCAAGCCGCUCUGGAGAAAUAUAUAUGCUCGCCUCAUAGAGAGGAUUCCGCUCCAGUCAUUCUGAUUCUGAGCGAUACUGUGCCGCGACUUGACGAUUGGGCAACGUCCAGUACCAUGCAAGGAUGGAAGGAGCGCAAUGAUGAAUCAUUGAAUGUAAGGAAUGUCAUCUCGGACCCUGUACGGACAAGCCCUGCAUUUAUGCACAUCUCUUUCAAUAGUGUAGCAAUCACAUUUCUCCGAAAAGCUCUUCUUGCUAUCAUCAGUACAGAAAAGCAAAGAUCUUUGCCUGGAGCUCCUGCCCCAACUUCGGUUGCAGCAAAGGAGCUGGUAGAUGUGGUUGCCUCAAUGUCGAAUGGAGAUAUCAGGAAUGCAAUCAAUUCGCUACAGAUAGCCUUGACGUCAUCGUCCUCAGGCCCAACGGCGAAGGGGUCGAAACGAACGGCAGACGGGAAACCGAAGGAUGGUAAAAGUAUCGCUCGAAAGCAGGCCAAGAUGAUUAGCUUAGCCACAGGAAGGGAGGCAUCUUUGGCAAUCUUCCAUGCAUUAGGAAAGAUCUUGUACAACAAACGUAUCGGGGAUCCACAAGAUGAAGCCAGGGAAGAAAGUGAUUCUGAUGAAGAAGAUGAACGUGACGGGACGGAAAGUGCAUGGCUCAAGUCGGCCAUGAAUACUUUCCUCGGAGGUCCCAUUGAGCAGUCUGCGCUACCAUUGCCAGCCCAUCUGAAACAACUUGAAAGAAGGCAAAGCAGAGUGGACGUCGAAAAGCUUUGGCGUACGAUGCCGAUGGAUGCAAAAACCUUGCAAAUCUUUCUGCAUCAAAAUUAUACGCCUUUUUGCGGUUAUAUCGAACAGUGUACCGCAUUUGUGGAUAAUCUGUCUUACUCUGACGUUCUCAAACCACAACAUGAGGAAUGGUUCCAUUCCAGUCUUUCGCAGUAUUACAGCUUUUUGGUUGCUACGCAUGGUUCUCUGAUGUCGCUGCCUUCUCCGAUACAACGUAACAGUCAACAAAGAUUCAGAGGUGUUGCCUUUUUUGAAACGAAUCGCAAACUCCGGAAGACGCAAGAAACUUUACAUGACAUCAAAGCGGCACUUCACGAAGAGAUGAUAUCUGAGGCACAGAACAACGUAUCUCCUACCUUGGCCGAAGUUGGCUUUGAUCAAUUGGCAUACGAGGUAUUGCCAUUAGUGGCGAAGUUUAGAGAAUUACCGGAAGAGUUGAGCGAUUCAAUACGCUUCAACAACCUCGAAAUCGGUCGACCUUUUUCGAUGAACACUAGUUCAGCAAGUACGACAGCAUACCAAGGAGGCAUGGACAUAGAUGAAGAUGAGGUGGAUACUGCAUUGGCUGAUGAAGAGGACGUUUUCCCGACUGGAAAUCCUCUUUACGAUGAGCAAGGCCGUAGAAGACAAGUCGAAUUGCUACCUGAAUCAACACCAACUGUGGCGAGCAGCAAUUCAAGGAAGCUACCGAGCUUGAUACCUUCGCGACGCAGUGGCAUAGCUGCCAAGAUGGAGGACAUACGAGACUCCGACGAAGACGAGAUUCAAGACUUUGAAUGAGACAUUAAAAUAACCUAAUCCACUGUAAAAUAAUAAUAAACACAA
Meira miltonrushii is the source of this 2492-nucleotide messenger RNA. RefSeq lists its product as uncharacterized. Gene Ontology annotation, biological process: DNA damage checkpoint signaling; DNA repair; mitotic DNA replication checkpoint signaling. The transcript has a single exon. The coding region runs from base 96 to 2447 and encodes 783 amino acids. Lineage: Eukaryota; Fungi; Basidiomycota; Exobasidiomycetes; Exobasidiales; Brachybasidiaceae. The record is from RefSeq and is a predicted model, not a curated record. Gene Ontology annotation, molecular function: chromatin binding.